This is a messenger RNA of Tribolium madens (black flour beetle), 2033 nucleotides long. Its product is annotated as cytosol aminopeptidase-like. Gene Ontology annotation, cellular component: cytoplasm. The transcript has 4 exons. NCBI's taxonomy places the organism in Eukaryota, Metazoa, Arthropoda, Insecta, Coleoptera, Tenebrionidae. The coding region runs from base 99 to 1691 and encodes 530 amino acids. Gene Ontology annotation, biological process: proteolysis. Gene Ontology annotation, molecular function: manganese ion binding; metalloaminopeptidase activity. The record is from RefSeq and is a predicted model, not a curated record.
AAAUUCAAGUGAAGGCCCGUAACCAAUAAAUAAAAAAAAUAUUAUUUGUCUUCCCGAUCUAAAUUAUUCCUGUAAAAUGUAUAUAUUUUAAAUGAACAAUGUCGAUUGCAACAGUUAUAAGACAAAUAAAUUGGGUUAGGCCUCGAGUACUGAAUGUUUUUAAACCUCGGAAUUUCUGUUCCGGCGAGCCAGCGUCAUCCUCAUCAGGCGAAGAAAAGAAAGGCAUAAUUUUAGGCGUAUACGAAUCAGAAAAUGAAUUGGUAUUAACGAAGGCUGCACAAAAAUUCAACGAUCAUGUAGGAGGAAAAUUACUCGAUUUGAUAAAAAAAGCUGGAAAGACUGUAAAAAGAGGUAACACAAGAAUCUUCAACAAUGUCGAUCGAGAAUUCUGGGCCGUGGCCGUGGUCGGUUUAGGCCCCGAAAAGGCGGGCUAUAACGAAAUGGAAGCCAUUGACGAAGGCAUGGAAAACGUCCGCGUAGCCGCCGGAAUUGGAGCCCAAGUCCUUAGAAAACAAGGAGUGGACAGGAUCAUGGUCGAAGGCAUGGGAUUCCCGGAACAAGCGGCCGAAGGAAGUGCCUUAGCCCUUUGGAGGUACCAAGAAAACAAAAUGCGUGAGAAGCAGAAGAAGACUCCAACGCUAGAACUGUUCGAUGAUCCCGACGGUGAAAGCUUCCAACGCGGUCUCUUCAAAGCGGAGUCCCAGAAUUUGGCCCGGCGUUUGUCUGACACUCCCGCCAAUCAAAUGACUCCUCUGCAUUUCGCCCAGGAAACUGUCAACGAGUUGUGCCCUUGCGGCAUCAAGGUGCAAGUCCACGACAAAGAUUGGAUCGAGCAGAAAAAAUUCAGCGCGUUUUUGACGGUGGCACGAGGGUCGUGCGAGCCGCCAGUGGUAUUGGAAAUCUCGUACUGCGGUGGUCCCAACGACCAGAAACCCAUUCUGUUUUGUGGCAAAGGCAUCACGUUUGACAGCGGUGGGCUCUGUUUGAAGAAAUGCAAAGGAAUGGAUGUGUACAAGGCGGAUAUGUGCGGGGCGGCGGCGAUAAUCUCUGCUAUUCGCGCCGCCUCCGCUUUAAGUUUGCCGCUUAACAUCGAAGCGGUGAUUCCCCUGUGUGAAAAUAUGCCUAGCGGAAUGGCAAUGAAGUGUGGGGAUAUCGUGAUGGGGAUGAACGGCAAGAGUAUCAUGAUAACAGACACUGAUAACGAAGGAAGGUUGAUUUUGGCCGACGCUAUGGUUUACGGACAAGGAAUCUACAAGCCGAGACUAAUCAUCGACGUUGCGAGUCUAACUCCUGGAGUGCGGUCGGCUUUGGGGUCCUCCGCGUCUGGAGUUUUUAGCAACAGUCAAACGAUGUGGUCCCAAGUCCGCAAAGCCGGAGUUAUAACCGGGGAUCGUGUCUGGAGACUCCCUCUAUGGAAGUUCUUCACGAAGAAGGUAACCCGUUUCAAGUCACACGAUGUGAAUAACAAGGGCUUGGGCCAAGGGUCGUCUUGUCUGGGUGCCGCUUUCCUCAACGAAUUUAUCAGUUGCGUCGACUGGAUUCAUUUUGACAUCACCGGAGUUGGAUUUAAGAGCAACCAUAAGGUCACACCGUACUACACUAAAGGGCGGAUGACCGGCCGGCCAACGAGAACAUUGAUUCAGUUACUUUACCAAUUAUCGUGUCCUUCAGAAGGACAACGGGAACUAUAGACUUUUUUGGUGGAUUUUAGAUAUGGGAUAUGACCCACAUGACCUUUAAAAUUUAAAUUGUAAUAAAUACUUAGGGGAAUGUUUUGACUUGAAUCGCAAUCUGGUCAAUUGCUCAAAUACGGUUUUUUUGGCUUUCUUUAUCAUAAAUCCUGAUAAUUUUCUCCCCCUCCCUCUCAAAAAAAUAAAAAUAACAUUCCGAGUUACUCCUAAGUGGUCUAUUACAUUUUUGUAGCCAGUUUUACAAGAAUUUUGAAAUUUGUCGUAUACCAAUUUAUUGUUUAUUUUAUACUCAAAAACUGUCCUAUACUGUACAUUUUGUAUCAAUAAAAUAUAAUGCUUCGA